AUGGAAGUCGCUGACGGUGCAGCCAGCACGCCUGCUGAACUCCCUCAGCCCGACGAUUUGGUGGCGGCGUUGGAGAAGAAUUAUUUCAAAGUCGAAUAUCCCAACGUGGAGCUCAAGAACCAUCGCGACGUGGUCAGCACAGUCGACAAGAAGGAUCUCGCCUCCAUCGCGGACAACACAUGGGUGACUGACGGGGCGAUAGACUUCCACAACGUGUUGCUGACAACUCUCGCCAAGCAGACGCACCCACAUGUGGACAUGUCGAAUUUUGAACUGCUGCUGAAGGACGUUCCCUGUCAUGUCCUCACGGCGAACCACAUCCCUAAGCAAGAGAAUGGUUUUGACUGCGGAGUCUUCAUCUGCCACUACUUGAAAGUUUUGGUCUACUCCGACUUCGCCAACUUGAAGAGUGGCCUGUGGUUCAAAGGGGUCAGCGCGCUGCAGUACCGCCGCAACAUGCGCGCUGAUAUAUGCGCACACGCUAUGGGGGAGUUGCUCCGGAGGCUAGAGGAAGAUGGCGUGGAUGUUCCUUCUCAGGAAAGCGGCACCACCACCAACACGACUUUGAAGGAGGGUGCAGAGGACGGACAACACACAGAGCAAAGACGUGUGGUCCUUGAAGCGGAGGUGUGCUCCUUGAAGCGCGAGGUCGGUGCGAUGACUGCAGGAUUCGCCGCAAUUGGGCAGGUGCUUGGGAUGUCGAGGGAGGAGCUGAUCUCUGCCGGCGAAAACAUGCUGCAGAAGCCUGCCUGCGCUGUGCAGGGAGCGGGAGGUAAUGAUCCGCGCAAGCACGGCCCAACCACUCCUGUACGGCCUUCAGGAUACACGAAGCAGCUGAACGACAGCCCUGACGAGGAUCUGGUGGGCUCCAACACGAGAGUGUCGCUCGACAGCAAGUUCGCGUCAGCCGUUGGAGCGUACCCCUGCUUCCCGGCACAUCUGCCGAUCCCCGGGACGGUUCCACACUGGCUGUUGUCGCGCCAGCAGGGAGCUGCGGUUUCACUAGUCCAGCCAUCCUAUCCUGUUUACGGCAUCGCGCAGAGCGGUGCGGGCGCACACCCCGGCUUCACAGCUGUGCCUAAGCAGGAGCCCUUGGCCGGAGGAGAGGAUUCUGACGAGGACGGAGAGGGGGAGACCGAGCCAGGAACAAAGCCGACCAAGUACACCGGGGUGUAUGUGGAGGCCGAUACAGGCAAGUUUGGGGUGAAGGUUGUCGCCAAGGACAAGGACGGAAAGAAGGUAACGAAGAGAGUCGGCGCUUACACCACGAUAGAGGAGGCAGCGUAUUGCUACGCGGCAGCAGCCCACGUGCUGAGGCCAGGCAUGGGCACCAGGAACUCUGUGGCUUUAACACCGGCGGAUAGGGCAGCUUUGAAGGGGUGCACUCCUGAAGUCCUAAAAGUCCUGGUGGAUGCCCGCAUGUGGUGGCGCUGGAGGGUAUGGAGGGAGGCGUACGAAGGUGUGAUGCGGAAGGCAGCGCGGGCCAAGAAGAAUGCAACGCCUGCUAAAAGGGGGAGACCGCGAAAGGAGAGUGGUGCGCAGGGUGGUGGCACGGCAGGAGAGGGUGAAGGAGAGAAGGCUGGAAGUGAGGACACUGAGAUCGUUGCCAUCGAACCAACCAAUGGCAGGGCGCUUGGGAGGCUCCGCAGUGCCGAUGCAAAGUCCACGGAUGACAAGACAGAUGAAGCUGGUCGUGGGAGGCAGAAGGAUGGUGCUUGGGAUAUCAAGCGGGAGGUGGCGGAAAAUCUGCUGGUGAUGGUAAUCACGGAGACUACGGGGGGGGAGACAUCUGACGCUUCUCCCGGCAGAGUAGGCAAGCAAGCGGCGGAGAGUGACUCGCCAGAUUCGCGUUCCAAGAGCGACGUUGAUCCGCGUCUGGCUCUCCGGAAUCGAGGCGAGGACGUUGACGGGGGCGACCAGGCACGCAUCGAGAGCGACGUCAACGCUUUCGAAGAGGAGGAUGACGAGGAUGUGGGCGACGCGAUGCGCGCGAUGUUCGAAACCAACACGAACCGCGAGAACGCUGAUGUCCCAACCAAUGGAGAGGAGGUGCGCGUUUCUGCGGGAGUAUUCAGGAGCCUGCUUAAGUCGCAAGACGAGAGCGCGAAGAAGGUUGCCCGCUUGGAAACCUUGCUUUUGGAGGCACUGGCGAAGUCCGAUGGGGGAUCUCGUCGCCGCAAAGCAGAGCGGCAGAGGGAGCCGGGACAGGGAUGCAUGAACCCAAAGCGCCAGCGUCGUGGCGAGGCUGUGGCUGAGCGACUAUGCGAGUUGGUCCGCGUGCAGCUGUUCCUGAAGAAGCCGGCCGCAACCAUGACUUUCUAUCCGAGCUCUGACGACAAGACUUAUGGCGUCUGCGCAGUGCUUGACCGCCUGCCGCAUAGCUUCGCGUGUCUCGCGCUGGCAGCGGACAAGUCCCGACGGGCGGACCUUAACAAGACGCUGAGCGAGUGGAAGACAAGGGCUGCAGCACGGGUCCGGGACAUUGCGCUCCCGAAGCUUGGAUUCUUCCGGGACGAGCGCGACGAGGCAAGCCCGUGGGCAAGGGACAACGCACGGACGCUGGAGCAGAUUCGCGAGCGCAUUGGGCUCGGAGCGGAUGAGAGCGAUGAUCUGGUGUUGAGCAACUGGGCUAACGACCGCGACGGGAUGCCAUUUGCUUCUGCGGCGUUUGCGGCGUGCGCAAAGGCUGCCUUCAUUCCGAAGAAGGCUGCACUGCCGCUCACUUUGAAGGUGUACCACCUUGCGUGGCUAGAGCACGUGGUGUCCGACAGCAUCAUGUACUGGGAGCAGAGGAUGGGCCGUCUCUCUAACUCGGCGGGGGGGAACGGCCACGUGGUGAACGGGCUCAAGGUGCUUGUGAAGGGCUCCGUUUCACAGGCCAUCCGUCACUUCAAUCCAGAGUACGACGAGGAGAAAGAGGAGUGGAUAUGGGGACGCCAUGGCCUCCGCCUUUCUGCAUGUGGGCUUGAGAGCAUGAAGCCCAAUGCAGGCGCUAGCGGAGGAGACGCCGCCGGGAACGAUGUGCAGUCGGUGUCUGUCGGGGGUGUGUAG
Closterium sp. Yama58-4 is the source of this 3051-nucleotide messenger RNA. The record is from the annotation of a GenBank genome assembly. NCBI's taxonomy places the organism in Eukaryota, Viridiplantae, Streptophyta, Zygnematophyceae, Desmidiales, Closteriaceae.